UUAGGUCACGUGUUCGCGGCAGCAUGGCGGAGGGAAAGAACGAAUUGCAGCCCGGUGCCGGUAAAAAGAGACAGCGAGAGACCAAGCCUGCUGUAGAUGAAUCUGAACUUCUCACAGUCCCAGAUGGCUGGAAGGAAGAACCUUUCACUAGAGAGGAUAACCCUAAAGGAUUGCUGGAGGAGAGCAGCUUUGCUACAUUGUUUCCCAAAUAUAGAGAAGCUUAUCUGAAAGAGUGCUGGCCAUUAGUGCAGAAAGCACUGGGUGAAAGUUUUGUGAAAGCAGAAUUGGAUUUAAUUGAAGGCAGUAUGUCAGUUGCCACUACCAAAAAGACAUUUGACCCUUAUGUUAUUGUAAGGGCAAGGGACAUGAUAAAGCUGUUGGCCAGAAGUGUGCCAUUUGAGCAGGCUGUAAGAAUUCUUCAAGAUGACAUGGCCUGUGACAUUAUUAAAAUUGGCACAUUAGUUCGAAACAGGGAAAGGUUUAUUAAAAGGAGACAACGGCUUUUGGGACCUAAGGGAUCUACUCUGAAGGCCCUGGAGCUUCUCACAAACUGUUAUAUUAUGGUCCAGGGAAAUACAGUAUCUGCUUUGGGACCUUUUAGUGGCCUUAAAGAGGUAGCUUUAAUGAUCAAGCGUGAGUUGUCAAAAGACCCAGAGUUGAGAACAAAAUGCUGGGACAGGUUUCUGCCACAGUUUAAACACAAGAAUGUAAGCAAGAGGAGGGAGCCAAGGAAAAAGAAAAUCAAGAAAGAAUACACACCGUUCCCACCACCACAGCCAGAUAGCCAGCUUGACAAAGAAUUGGAAAGUGGCGAGUACUUCCUGAGAAAAAGUCAGAAGAGGAAAAAGAAACUGGAUGAAGUUAAAACCAAACAAGCAGAAGCGGUGUCUAAACGGCAGGAAGAGAGAAACAAAGCGUUUAUCCCACCAGAGGAGAAACCAGUAGUAGAGCCCAAGAGAGAGCCUACUUCCACCAAAAUUGAUGUGAAUGCCAUUAAAGAGAAGGUAAAGAAAGCGAAAAGCAAAAGGCUUGGUGCUCUUCCAGAAGCGGAAGUAAAACAAAAGUUGUUAACCUCUGAGAAGAAGAAAAAGAAAAAAUGAUUAACUUCUCUAAUGUUAUCUCUUCCUCAAUGAAAGUUUUUUUAUCUGAUCAUUUUCUUCAAAGAAGAUAGUCCAGACUUACAGUGACCAGCUUUUUAACAUGUUGUAUAAAGUACAUAAUUGAUAAUAUUGUACUUUCCCUUUUUAUAAACUGGCAGCUGUCAUCUAGAAAAUGUGAAUAAUUGGGGUAAGA
Molecule: messenger RNA, 1293 nt
Organism: Nanorana parkeri
Lineage: Eukaryota; Metazoa; Chordata; Amphibia; Anura; Dicroglossidae
Gene: KRR1
Product: KRR1, small subunit processome component homolog
Exons: 9
Coding region: 24-1100 (358 amino acids)
Cellular component (GO): nucleolus; small-subunit processome
Molecular function (GO): RNA binding
Source: RefSeq, a predicted model, not a curated record